UACUAAAUGCUAUUCUUCUUUUCUAAAUUCAUUUAAGACUAAAUUAAGAGGACUGAUUUCAGUGUUGUGUAAUAAGUGCAUAUGAAUAUAGUAAUAAUAGGCCGAUAGCUCAGAUUAUUGCCAUAAAAUUAAAAAAAUAUAUUUUAUCUACCUAUGUGAUAGACAUUAGAUUUGGAUAUUAUGUCAAUGACAUGUCAAUCAAUCUCAUCAGUCAUCUGUGUGUGUAUAUUAAAGAAGACAAUUUUAUUAUGAUACGAUCAGGCUUAAUUUUAUUUCAAGACUUAAGUUUUUCAAGAAUGUGUUUUUUGGUAAACUGUCUUAAACGAUUCAAGAGUUCACAGCAAUGGUUGAGUCGCCAAAAAACAGACCCAUAUGUUGAAAAAGCAAAGAUGUAUAACUACAGAUGUCGCAGUGCCUUUAAACUUUUGGAAAUGAAUGAAAAGACUAAUAUCCUUCAACCUGGACUCACUGUUGUUGAUUUGGGAGCUUCUCCAGGCUCUUGGACUCAAGUGGCAGUUCAAAAAACAAAUGCUGAUGCAGCUGAUUCUACAAAACCAAAAGGAACUGUACUAGCUAUAGACAAGUUACAAAUUUUUCCCAUUGAGGGUGCAACAAUCAUGAGUAAUAUGGACUUUUCCACUAUUGAAGCUCACGAGAAAGUCAUUAAAGCCUUAGGUGGAAGGCAAGUUGAUAUUGUUCUUUCUGAUAUGGCUCCAAGUGCAACUGGUAUCAGAGAAUUAGAUAAAGACAGGAUUCUUGGACUUUGCUAUAUGGCAAUAAGAUUUGCUGCUUUAGUUAGUAAGAUUGAUGCAAACUUGCUAUUUAAGGUGUGGGAUGGGAAGGAGGUUCCUAUCUUAGAAAUGGAUUUAGAGAGAUUCUAUAAAAGCAUAAAGAUAUUAAAACCAAAAGCCAGUAGAUCUGAUUCUUCUGAGAAAUUUAUUUUAGCAAAGGGUUUCAAGGGAAUACAAAGACCUUUAGAGAAUGGGAGGUGGGGAUAAUAAAUUUUUUUGAUGGCAAACAUAAUAACUUGUAUAUGCUUUUUUAAAACUUUGAUACCUAGGUGUGUCCAAAAUUUUAUUAUCAAAUAACUGUUACUUAUAAUAAUGAAUAAUAAUAUGUAUAAAUUGUAUAGAUUUCUUCUUUUGAUACAUACAUCUGUUAUGUAGUUAUAAAUGAUAUUAGUGCAAUUCGUCAGCUCAAGCAUUAUCUACCUGAGGGUAAUUAGAAGUUAAUUUUAGAUUAGUAUAAAGUUAUAUUGAAUCUUAAAAUUAAGAAUCAAUGUCUUCCCUAGUAUCAUUGACAAUUUAGUAAAGUAAGUAGAAAAUAUAGGUAGGUGUAAUUUUUAAUAAACAAAUAAAGACAGUUUUUUUUAUAUAUUUUUAUCAAUGAAAAAGUUUAUAGUCUUCAAUUAUUUAUUUGAACUGUUAGCAUGAUUCUGACAUAAUGCUCAUAUAAUAUGCUAAUUUUAACAAACAUUUCAAAUAUUCAUUGUGUUACUAAUGAAAAUGAGAUAAUUAUAAAAAUAAUGAUCCAUUGAUAACUAAACUUAUACGGGCAAAUCUAUUAUUCAAGGUAAAUGUAAUUUAGGCGAAGUUCUACUAAUUAUUGUUAUUUUAAAAAUUAUCCCUUUCCAUAGCAUCACAAUGAAAUUAAAUCAUUGUAUACGUAAAAAAAAUAUAUUUUACUGUUGAAA
This is a messenger RNA of Zerene cesonia (dogface butterfly), 1693 nucleotides long. It is a transcript of the gene Mrm2, whose product is annotated as rRNA methyltransferase 2, mitochondrial. Lineage: Eukaryota; Metazoa; Arthropoda; Insecta; Lepidoptera; Pieridae. Gene Ontology annotation, molecular function: rRNA (uridine-2'-O-ribose)-methyltransferase activity. The transcript has 4 exons. Gene Ontology annotation, cellular component: mitochondrion. The coding region runs from base 192 to 998 and encodes 268 amino acids. Gene Ontology annotation, biological process: RNA methylation. The record is from RefSeq and is a predicted model, not a curated record.